Penicillium subrubescens is the source of this 963-nucleotide messenger RNA. RefSeq names its product SNF2-related protein. Lineage: Eukaryota; Fungi; Ascomycota; Eurotiomycetes; Eurotiales; Aspergillaceae. The record is from RefSeq and is a predicted model, not a curated record. The transcript is spliced from 2 exons. Bases 1 to 963 code for a protein of 320 amino acids.
AUGUGGAAUCGUAUGCUCGAUAUUUAUGGUUACUGCAGUCUCCUUGCCGGUCACCUUCCCGUCGACGAGUCGGAAGGAGCCGAAAAUCUGCCUCGUCCCGAAGGGGUUGCACGCCGGGAUAUCAAGUCGUUAUACAAGGCUUGGUCUAAUGUUCGGUUGCUCCCAGACGACACGUCAAAGAUUCCAUACGCUCUUAUUAACCCGGCUAUGCUGGUUAAGCUCUGCGAAAAGAAGGAUGAGAUCACUCCACAGAUUGGUUACGAAGCAUACCCCUUCAUCUUUCGGGCAGCUGUUAUACAGCGCUCGAUGGGUGACCGGGUCAUCGACCAAUCAGGAAAGCUUGUGGUCAUUGGCUCGGAGAUUCCACCCAUUCGGGUGAUGACCAUUGAGCUGAGGUACUUCGAGGAAGAUCAGCAGUUGCAUGAUGUUGCAUACUGGAGGGCGAUCGGGGAUCCCCACAAGUCUGAGGAUGAUAGAAUACCGGACGAGUUCAGCCCUCAAGGUGGUCGUCAGAACAUGCGGAUCUUGCGGAUAUUAGCCCUUGCUACUGUUCAAAAGACUGUUCAAAAGACUGUUCAAAAGACUGUUCAAAAGACUGUUCAAAAGACUGUUCAAAAGACUGUUCAAAAGACUGUUCAAAAGACUGUUCAAAAGACUGUUCAAAAGACUGUUCAAAAGACUGUUCAAAAGACUGUUCAAAAGACUGUUCAAAAGACUGUUCAAAAGACUGUUCAAAAGACUGUUCAAAAGACUGUUCAAAAGACUGUUCAAAAGACUGUUCAAAAGACUGUUCAAAAGACUGUUCAAAAGACUGUUCAAAAGACUGUUCAAAAGACUACCUUAGGAAUGCGAAUCUGGAAAGGGCCACGAGCAGUUACAUUGCGAGCUUGGUCAAUGGACGCCAUCAUGGAUUUGAGGCAUUCUACCUUGCUACCUGCGAUCACCCUUCCAUCCCCCGCCUAA